GAUUAUUGCACCCAGACGGAGCCCGACUCACAAAGCGCCUGACUAAACAUGCAAGUCGGCUCAAAAGCCCGCGGACUCGUUAGGGUUUUGAGAGCACCGACUUUUCUCAACUCUAAUCGUUUUCUCUCUCAUGGUGUUCCAGCAAUUGAAGCUCCUUCUCACUCUUCUCGUCAACAAUGGCGGCCUCACUCUGCCUUCUCUUCCCAAUCCCUUCCUUUCUCUGGGAUCAUUCGACAACGCAUAGAGCAACAUUCUAUGUGUUCAAUGUUAACGGCGAGGGCGUCCUUUUCUUCCGUGGAAGUCGGUCCAACGGAGGCUGUGAAGGAGCUGUAUGAUAAAAUGCUCAAGUCAGUGGUUGCUCAAACUAUGCCACCUAAUGCUUGGUUGUGGUCCCUUAUUGAAAAGUGUGAAAAUCAUGAGGACAUUAAACUACUCUUCGAUAUGUUGCAGAACCUACGAAGAUUUAGGCUGUCAAAUCUCCGCAUUCAUGAGAAUUUCAACUGCAAUCUUUGCCGAGAAGUCGCUAAGGCAUGUGCUCGUGUAGGGGCCUUGGACUUUGGAAAGAGGACGUUGAGGAAGCAUAAUGUGUAUGGACUGACGCCUAGUAUUGGAUCUGUUCAUCAUUUAUUGUUAUAUGCUAAAAAGCAUAAUGAUGUUGGUCUCAUGGUUGAAGUUAUGAAACUUUUGAAAAGGAAUGACUUACCGUAUCAAUCUGGUACAGCUGAUAUUGUUUUCAGCAUUUGUUACAAUACAGAUAACUGGCAAUUAAUUUCUAUGUACUCAAAAAAGUUUGUCAAGGCCGGAGUAAAAUUGCGAGAAACUACAUUUGACACGUGGAUGGAAUUUGCAGCCAAAAUAGGAGAUACUGAAUCAUUAUGGAAAAUUGAGAAGUUGAGGUCAGAGAUGAUGAAGCAGCAUUCUCUUAGGACUGGAUUUUCAUGUGCUAAGGGCUUUCUACUUGAACGUAAGCCUGAUAAUGCUGCUUCCAUCAUUCAACUCCUCAUUCAGAAUUUAUCUGUGGCAAAGAGAGCUGGUGUCCUGGUUGAACUUCAAAAACUGAUAAGUGAGUGGUCUUUGGAGGUUGUUAAGCGUCAAAAAGAGGAGGACAGGAAGGCAUUGGCAGCUUCUUUGAUAACUGAUAUACCUGUCAUGGUUAGUCGUCUGCAAAACAUGGGGUUAGAGUUGAGUGUAAGCAUGGAAGAAUUAUCAAAAGAAGGUGCUCUAACUUGAACUACCAAGUUGCUGGAGAAUGAAUUUGACACCCAAAAGUCUUGGCUCUUUUGAUCAUAGAUAAAGAAGCAGCAUCUAUCAUGUGUAGAUAGAGCACUUGGACAACCGCUUUCUUUCACAAAAAAAUUGGAAGUUCUAAAGCUUCAAUAGCAUUCUUUGAUCACGAUGGAAACAUUAUUUAUCUCCUUUUUGGAUGUAUUUCAUUCUACUAACCGUUCUUUUUCCAAUUGCUUAUUGAUUUGUUCUAGUGUAAUUUUUAAAUCCGGUGGUUUACCGGAUGACUAUGAUAGUGUUUUGGUUGUGCUAUUUUGGUGGUUCAAUUCAAUGUAAGAGGAACGGAUAUCCAUUUUGCUGCUUUA
Messenger RNA from Vitis riparia (riverbank grape), 1589 nucleotides. RefSeq lists its product as uncharacterized. Gene Ontology annotation, molecular function: protein binding. The record is from RefSeq and is a predicted model, not a curated record. Lineage: Eukaryota; Viridiplantae; Streptophyta; Magnoliopsida; Vitales; Vitaceae. The transcript has 11 exons. Bases 49 to 1230 code for a protein of 393 amino acids.